CUGCACUUUCAUAAAUGCGACUUUGCGCAGAUCAAGAUGGGCGAAUCCGCGAUGAACGAAUUCAUGCCAAUCAUCCUCGAGAUGAUGAAGAACCCACCUGAUGCGAACGAAUCGAUACCCGUGGUCAAUCACUUCAGCACCGCGAUUGCGGUCACAAUGCCAUUCCUUGUCCUCAGUGUCGUAGCCGUAGGCCUUCGGCUCUACACCCGACUUCACCUCGUCCGUGAACCAGGCUGGGACGACGUGUUCGUUGCAAUAGCCGUAAUCUUGAACCUAGUCGGCCAAACGACGUUUCUAGGAGGAGUAAAAGCUGGAAUCGGCCAGCAUCUCAUAUACAUCCUCGGGAGGCUUCCAAAUGCAAUGAAGUGGUUUUACGUUGCUAACGCGGCAUACACUUCGACGACUGUCUGCAUCAAGCUUUCCUUAAUAUUGCAAUACCUACGGCUCUUCCGCGAAGGCUACCGCCGCACGAUCACUCUCAUUGUCCUUGCUGUCGUCGUUCUAUGGGGCGGUACAUUCUCCUUCAUGGCAUGGUUUCCUUGCUUUCCGGUAUCUGGGUUCUGGAACAAAACGAAGGCACCUCCAGCAACUUGUUAUGCCUUUGGCUAUCGAACCACUCAUGAAGCAAGAAACACGUUGUUUGCUUUCGCCGGCUCCAACAUGUCGCUAGAUAUCCUGGUCUUCCUCAUACCACUUACGGAGUAUUUUCAACCCAACCUGAAGCGAAAGCAGGUGCUGGCAAUGACGGGAUUAUUCGGUGUAGGGCUGAUCGUGAUUCUUAUGGCCGUUUUACGCCUCUGGAGCGGCCUGAAGUACAACAACCGCGGCAUCAUCAUGUACGACUAUACAUUCUGGCUACCCGAAGUCCUGGUUUUCUCAUGCCUCGAGAUCGACUUCGCGAUCAUAUGCGCCUCAAUGCCUAUAUUCUGGCCCAGUGUCGUCGCUGCCUGGAACCAGAUCUAUGUCACGAAAGAAGUCAUCGUUACUGUUGAGCAUCGCGACGAUGAUAACAAAGGCGACCUAGAGAUGGCGAGGACAUCGUCGAGGAGAAGCAAUGAGAGUACUGAGGGACUGGUAACAGAAAACAGUACGGAAGGGCGGUCAUUCUUCAUAGAAGACCUGCCCACACUAAGGAUAGUGCAGAUUCAGCCGCUCGAAGAGACAGUGCGUAUGUCCUGGGGCGGUACAGCGCUGAAGAAAUAG
Messenger RNA from Paraphaeosphaeria sporulosa, 1203 nucleotides. RefSeq lists its product as uncharacterized. NCBI's taxonomy places the organism in Eukaryota, Fungi, Ascomycota, Dothideomycetes, Pleosporales, Didymosphaeriaceae. The transcript has 4 exons. The record is from RefSeq and is a predicted model, not a curated record. The coding region runs from base 37 to 1203 and encodes 388 amino acids.